AUACUCACUGUACACGUGUUAACCAAUUAGCCAUCCAUUCCCACGUGACUCUCACGUGAGUUCAACUCCACUUGGUUUUGUGUCAAUCUCUCUAAAAUUUUGAUUACUGUUAAAUCCCCUUUUGCAUCUCUCUCACAAUUUUUCGAUUCAAUUCGUUUGAUUUUCUGCUCUGUGGGUGAAAAUUGAGCCGGGUUUUGAUUGCUUGGUGGUUUGAUUUUACUGGGUUUAGUGAUUUUGAUGCUUUGUUUUGGGGUUUUACUCGGCUGAUUUGUCGAAGCUUUUUGAAAAAUUGGCGAUGUGUGGGAUUAUAAUUGAGCUUUCAUCUAAGUUGGGUUUUCUAUUUGAUCUCUGUGUUGGUCUUUUUAGCGAUGUUUGAUUGGAACGACGAAGAGCUUAAUAAUAUAGUAUGGGAUGAGGCUGGCCAGAGUGAUGACCAUAUUGUACCUUAUCCAGAAUCAGUUGAAGAAUAUAGCAAGAAGAAGGAGUGGAAUCAAGAAGACAGUAACACCAAGUCUAACGUGCAGAAGGCACCUGGGGCUAAAGUUGAUAUCCAUGGUAUAAAGCUGGAAAGCAGUUCAAACUUCAGUUCCAGCGAAGGAACUUCUGCAUCAGGACUUGCCAUUGCGUCAUGGCCUAACCUAUCAUUAUCAACUGCUUCCAGAACUGAUCAGGAUUCCUUCGAUACGUCAGUGUCUAACAAUUUAACUGAUAUCACAAAGUUUGAGACUUCUGGAGGUGCAGAGACAGUUCAAGUUGACAAGGAGUCUGAACUUUUUCAGAAAGGCAAGGAACAAGGCGAUUUUGUUGAUUAUGGCUGGGCUAACAUAGGAAGCUUUGACGACCUUGAUCGAAUAUUCAGCAAUGAUGAUCCCAUAUUUGGCAAUGUAAGUCUCAGUAAUCCUGAUGAGCUCUGGUCUACUUGUAAAGAUGUAACAAAUAGUCCGGGAAAGUCCUUUCCCAUAUAUUCAGACUCUCCAACUUUGGGUUUAGGGCCCUUAAGAAGUACACCUGAUUAUUUUGAGAUUAAAACCGAGAAUGUACAAGACGAUAACCAGCCGUUUACCCUUGACUAUGGGAAAGUAAAUGAUCCUGGAUCUCAUGGUCUGCAGAAUCCAUCUAAUGUCCUGAAUCAGGUAGAAUGCAUGGGAGGUAAAAGCAGGCCUGGAUUAAAAGAGCAGACAAAUUUGACCAUUGCAAGUCGGAAUGCUACAGCAAAUUCUCAGCUAGCUGGAGAAAAAGUUGCAGCUCCAAAUGAGUUGACAGAGAAGGUCUAUAAGAAAAAGAAAACCCUGAAAAGUCGGAAAAAGUUGGAAGAACAAAGUGAACCAGCACUGUAUGAAGAUAUAUAUGGUAAUUGGUCUGCAGCUGGGAGACUACCUGGUCAAUAUAAAAAUCAAUUUGCACCCAACAUCAUACAUUCUCCUCCUUCAGUUCUUAAUCAACCAAGGCAACUACAAGGACCUGAAUCAUUGCAGUUCCAGAAAAUACCUAAUCCAUUAAUGGCCCCUUCAGCAUAUGGGACUGUUACAAAUCCAUAUUCUGUCAUGCCUGUGCUGUCUCACUUUCAGUCUGGAGAAUUUAAGCAUCAACCAGCAUAUUCUGGCUAUGAAGUUUCUUCAGGUAAUGCAAAUCCUGUAAACAAAUCAGCUGACUCCCUGGUGAAAAUUCAGACAAUGACACCUCAGGAAAAAAUUGAAAAGUUACGAAAACGGCAGCAAAUGCAGGCAAUGCUUGCCAUUCAGAAACAGCUAGAGCAAUUUGGUCAUCAAGUUUCCUGUAAUGGUCAAUCCCUCACUCAAAAAAGUUCCCUAGAAAACCAGAUUCAGCUUGUUGAGGGAGCUGACCUAGAAGUGGAGGACUUGAGUGCUUUUCCUGCUUUUGACCCGAACUCGCCUCUUGAACAAGAUGAUUCCAGUACAAUAUCUCUGGCAAUUAAUGAUUAUUCAGCAGAGGACACUGUACUCUACCGGCUGCAAAAUAUCAUUGAUAAGUUGGAUGUCAGCAUUCGACUCUGUAUACGUGAUAGCUUGUUCCGGUUAGCUCAGAGCGCAAUGCAAAGGCAUUAUAGUAGUGAUACUAGCAGCAUCAAUAAUAGUGGCAGGGAUGAGCAAGUUGCCACAAAAGACGACGUGGAUGCACAUAACAGGAAUGCCAAGAUGUCUGAAAUAGAAACAGAGACAAACCCUGUAGAUAGAACUGUGGCUCAUUUGCUGUUUCAUAGACCUAUGGAGCUGUCAGGAAAUACACCUCAGUCACCUGCUUCUAAUAAGUGCCCAAGCGAACAGAAGGCAUUAAGCAUAGCAACACCUUCAAUAGGUUGCUUUCCUGAGACUGGAAAGAGUAAACAGAUCCUUUCACACCAAGGAUCUAAAAGUUCCUAUCCACCGGAUGACCCCCGACUCGCAAGUCGGUGUGAAAACAGUGUUUGCAUUGACACCUUAGAUAACGCAUCCAACAUUGGACCUGCUGAUGAGGGAGCCAAGGAUGUAGAAGCUUGUCAGUGAAAAAGAUGCAGUUCAUAAUCUGCAAGGGUAAUUCCUUCCUUUCUCUCGUCCGCGCUUGUCACGUUCUUUUGUCAGUGGUACUUAUUGAUUUGCUUGUAAUCUGGAGGUUUCUUCCAUUGUCAGCUAACUUUAAUUGUCAUCAAUUGGGUGCGUCGAGCGCUUAAACAGCAAUGCCGUGGACUCCUCUCAAACACUGCGGCCAGCUUGGCUAUUUGGAAGUGUCGUAGUUGAUGUAAAUGAGUUUUCUACUGUAUGAAAAUUGAAUAUAUUUGCAACUGUUUAGUGUCUGUUGCUUUAGUUCAUUCAGCUUAGUGUGAAAGGGUGAAGAUACUCUUCUUUCGCCUUAAAUAAGUUUAGCAGAACCAAUGUAGCCUUACUCUUCUCUGGUGACAUUGGUCUGCGUUGUCAUCCAUCUGAUUCCUAAUUUUGCAAACUUGAGACAAAUUUUCAGUUUGAAGUUUGAGAUUGCUUUUUAUUUUUGUUUUA
Molecule: messenger RNA, 2990 nt
Organism: Mercurialis annua (annual mercury)
Lineage: Eukaryota; Viridiplantae; Streptophyta; Magnoliopsida; Malpighiales; Euphorbiaceae
Product: protein LNK2
Exons: 8
Coding region: 369-2504 (711 amino acids)
Biological process (GO): regulation of DNA-templated transcription; circadian rhythm
Source: RefSeq, a predicted model, not a curated record